UCGCGCGUUCACGAAUUAAUCAUGAGCGACGCGCGCUAUGUCGGUGUGAUGACAGAAACCCAGAGUUACGUGGAAUACCUAUGGAGUCAAAGUUCGUGGGACGUCCCGCUGUUCCAUGCCCAUCAUGUUCUGAACUUGCUUCAACGACUGCUCUUCGCCACGCUGUCCAUGGUGGCGAAUGCGGGAAUUUUGCAUUUCCAUUGGACGACUCCACCGCACCCAAAGUUUACGGUGCUCCGUAAGUCUCGAAUAAUCAUCCGAACGCAUCUCAUAAGCGGCACUAUCAAUGUCUGUCUACCAAUUGUGGCGUUCUGCAGCGCAAAUCCAAAGGUUUCGACGCCAAUUAUGUGGAUCACAGUGGGGUUCGAUGUAAUACAUUUGAUGACGGUCAUCGCUCAAACACCCAACGUAAAUGGGCAGAGAUUGCUCACAGUCCCAGCAUACCAGUUCAUUGCAUUGGUUAAGGUUGUGAGCGUUGCUGGCUUGAUUCAUGCCCUUCUCGACGACUCGCUCUAUGAGCUGGAACGGUUGGAGUGGCUGUGGACGGUUUGGGCGAAUCAUCAAACCUACGCUUGGGUACGAGUAUGGAUGGUGUUGCUUUACUUUUGUCAAGCCGCUCGCGAAAGCCGAUACACCUUGGCUGUGCUAAUUGCAGGAACUAUUGGCGCUGGACAGGCCUAUGGUUUCUCCAUUAUGAUUUUCUUGAUCGUUUGGUUGAUUGGUUUCAAUUUAUGGCUUCGUCGAAAGACGUACACUCUCGCUGCGAGAUUUGCUGAAUCGAAACAUACCGGCGAUGAACAACGUGAGUUGAAUUUGGAGAUGAGUGCGAUGUUGCAGUACUUUCACGAGGCCCAUCAUGGGUUAUAUCAUGACGUUAGAUACAAGCAUCAACCCGAAGUCGUUCAGAAAAUUCUCUUCGAAACUGGAUACUUGAAAGUUGUCCAGGAUGCACGAGGGAAGGACACUUCGCAGCUAGCACCGUUAAGAACUAUUCCAGACGAUGUCCAAGCACGCUGUGUUUUUGAAUCUGUCGAUUUCGACAACAGUGGUAGUCUUGAUCUCCUCGAGCUCGCACAAAUUUUCAUCACCAACGGUGUAUCAACCGAAACCACGCAAAAGAUGUGCGAAGAAGCCUUUGGUAAAUUUGAUAUCAACAACGAUGGGUUAAUCGAUUUGAAUGAAUUCACUAUGGCUUUCAAACCUUACUGGGCGUAUCAGUUUGCCGAAGUUUAUGUCAUUCUUGGAGACGCGCCGCAGCUGAUGAAAAACGUCAUCAACGUUCCGCUUCACAGCACAGCGAUGGGAUGCCCAUUCGGAGCCGCGCACAGUAUUCCGCUCGAUUUCGGCUCCGAAGUAAUAAGUUGGACCGAUCUCGUCCAAUCCAAGAAUGGAAAAAGUCUUGACCGCGCUCUAUCGCGCGUGAGGUCAAAAUUGAAACCAGCCGUACGUUGAUUCGCGUACUGACGCGAUGCUUCGAUGUUAAGAACUUUGCCACAGGUAGGCGCGGCGUGAGAACGUCAGCGUUCAUCGGUAAGGUUGCGUCAUUUGGCGUGGUCGUCGCUGCAGUCGUGGUGCUUCGUCGGCGACGCGACGGGAACGCCGACGCCAUGGAAUCGAAUGAACCGCUGUAUGACAAGGGCCAGCGAGCUCCUGGCGGUAACGGUACGGCGCUGUGAGAGUCGCCGU
Messenger RNA from Ostreococcus lucimarinus CCE9901, 1686 nucleotides. RefSeq lists its product with no specific name. Gene Ontology annotation, molecular function: calcium ion binding. NCBI's taxonomy places the organism in Eukaryota, Viridiplantae, Chlorophyta, Mamiellophyceae, Mamiellales, Bathycoccaceae. Bases 22 to 1452 code for a protein of 476 amino acids. The transcript is spliced from 2 exons. The record is from RefSeq and is a predicted model, not a curated record.